UAUUUUAAUUCUGUCUCUAAUAUGGAUAACAAUACCACAAAUAAUGCCUUAUUAAAAUGCAAUAGUUGUCAAAAAUUUUUAUCUUUAAAUAACUUCGUUAAAGACACUUAUCAACAUAAAACUUGCAAUACUUGUC
Messenger RNA from Racocetra fulgida, 136 nucleotides. The record is from the annotation of a GenBank genome assembly. NCBI's taxonomy places the organism in Eukaryota, Fungi, Glomeromycota, Glomeromycetes, Diversisporales, Gigasporaceae.